AUGGACGCGUACGAUAUUUUCAAGAAAUUAACUAAAGGCCUAACAUUCAAACGCAAGGUUUUGGGCGUUAAAAACAAUGAUCCAUCUCCAACACUUCAACAAAUAAAAAAGGAAGAAAUAAAGACAGAAAAAAGUGAGGAAGACAUUAAAUAUGAAAGUUUAUCAGACCCUGAAAAUACAGAUCAUGAUGAUAAUUCCAAUGAUGAUGAAGAAUUGCAAUUAGUAGAAGGUGUCAAAGUCGGAGAGAAGAGAAAGAAAAGAAGAAAAGAGAAACCUAUUGAUCUGAAAAAGAAAUUGGAGUUAGAGGAGCAAAACCACUUCCGCAACCUCCAUGGCAUCAAAGCAAUCGGGCGUCACAUUCCAGCCGCACUGCAAGACUUCUCCGACCUCACGUCACGAUACAAUGUUAGCGCAGCAUUAGUGGACACUGUGGGUAGAUGUGGAUACAGUGAGCCUACGCCAAUUCAGAGGCAGGCUUUGCCUUGUAUGUUAGAGGACCGCCAGAUCCUAGCUUGUGCCCCAACAGGCUCAGGCAAGACAGCGGCAUUCCUGCUCCCGUUGAUCCACACCCUAGGCGCAGCCCAGGGCGGCCCUAGAGCCCUUAUUCUCUGCCCCACGAGAGAGCUGGCUCACCAGAUUUACAGGGAAGCAUUGAGACUUAGCACCAGCUCCGAGUUGAGGUGUAGUGUAUUGAGAAAUAUGAAAGAAAGCAAGGUCAAGGAACGUGAGGCUACUAUUAGAAAGAGUGAUAUAAUAAUAAGUACACCAAACAGAUUGUGUUACUUACUGAAUAGAGACAACGUUGGAAUCACUUUGGAGAAAGUACGUUGGUUAAUAAUUGACGAGGCAGACAAGCUCUUCGAAGGCUCGGCUGAGCAAGAAUCAGACUUCAGACAGCAGCUGGAACAAAUAAUGGGUGCGUGCGGCAGCCAGCAGCGGCGCGUGGCCAUGUUCAGCGCCACCCAUACGCCCAACGUAGCCAAAUGGUGUCGCCACAAUAUGAGAGGGUUGAUUAACAUUACCAUUGGGCAAAGCCAGAGCAUUACUGCGUUCCAGUUUGGAAGGCGUGACAACGUGGUCCGCAGCUUCCGCGUCGGCCGCAUCUGGGUGCUCAUCUGCACGGAGCUGAUGGGGCGCGGCAUCGACUUCCGAGGUGUAAACCUCGUCAUCAACUACGACUUCCCACCAUCCGCCAUAUCGUAUAUCCACAGAGUGGGCCGCGCCGGACGCGCCGGGCAGCGGGGCCGAGCGAUCACGUUCUUCACGCAGGACGACGCGGUCAACCUGCGCAGCAUCGCCGCCGUCAUGAAGCAGUCCGGCUGCGAGGUGCCCGACUACAUGCUCAAGCUGAAGCUGAACAGGAACAAACAGAAGAAACGUGCCAGCAAAGCCCCCAGCAGGGAUAACAUCUCUACCAUAUUGGAGAAGCCGCAGAAGAGAAAAUUAAAUGAGAAAGAUUCAAAUCAAAAUGAAAAGGCAAAAGAUACGGACACUGUAAAAAAUGGUAUGAAGAAAAAACACAGGAAAAUACAAAAUGGUACCACAACGAAGACAAAAAAUCAAAAUGGCGUUCAGAUUGGUCAAAACGCAAAGAAGAGUCUCAAGAAAACGAAAAGCAAAGUUUUAGCCAAAAAAGUAAUAAAACGGUGGUCCACGGGCAAGAAGUGGAUAUAG
Hyposmocoma kahamanoa is the source of this 1674-nucleotide messenger RNA. It is a transcript of the gene ais, whose product is annotated as probable ATP-dependent RNA helicase DDX52. Gene Ontology annotation, molecular function: nucleic acid binding; RNA helicase activity; ATP binding. The transcript has 12 exons. Lineage: Eukaryota; Metazoa; Arthropoda; Insecta; Lepidoptera; Cosmopterigidae. Gene Ontology annotation, biological process: maturation of SSU-rRNA. Bases 1 to 1674 code for a protein of 557 amino acids. The record is from RefSeq and is a predicted model, not a curated record.